GCAGCGCUCUCCCUCCUUUGCAGUCAGUUCUCCCCCGGCCUGGCCAACAUGAGUUUCACGGUGGACCACCACUUCAUGGGCCCGAGCUCGUACCGCAAGGUUCGGCCCGCAUCCGUGUCUUCCAGCGGCUUCCACUCCCAGCAGCGCCGCCGCCUCACCUACAGCCAGCCGCCCUCCAUCGAAAGCCUGGAGACCUUCAACGGCGACAUGACGCGGAGGAGCGAGAAGGAGAUCCUGCAGGCUCUCAACGACCGCUUCGCUGGAUACAUCGACAAGGUGCGCAACCUGGAGAUGCACAACCGCAACCUGGAGGCAGAGGCGGCGGCGCUGCGGCAGAGCCAGGCGGGGCGCAUCUCCGUCGGGGAGCACUACGAGCGGGAGCUGAACGACCUCAGGGGUCUCCUGCAGCAGCUGACCGGGGAGAAGACCCGCGCCGCCCUGGAGCACGAACACCUGGAGGAAGACAUCCAGCACCUGCGGGUCAGGCUGGAGGACGAGGCGCGCAACCGCGAGGAGCUGGAGGCUGCCGCCCGCGCCAUGAAGAAGUACGUGGAGGAGUGCCGCUUGGCGCGGCUGGAGCUGGACAAGAAGCUCCGCGCCCUGGAGGAGGAGGCGUCUUUCCUCAAGAAGAACCACGAGGAGGAGGUGGCGGAGCUGCUGGCGCAGAUUCAGGGCGCGCAGGUGAGCUUCGACCUGAGGGACACGCUCAAGGCGGACGUUACCAACGCGCUGCGAGAGAUCCGCUCACAAUUGGACAGCCACGCGUCAAAGAGCGCAGUGCACGCAGAGGAGUGGUUCAAAGUGCGCAUGGAGCGCCUGUCCGACGCUGCCAGGUCCAACCAGGAUGCGAUCCGUGGCUCCCAGGAGGAGAUCUCAGAGUACCGCCGCCAGCUCCAGAGCCGCACCAUCGAGCUGGAGACCCUGCGAGGAGCCAAGGAGUCGCUGGAGAGACAGCGCAUGGAGAGUGAAGACAGACACCAGGAUGACAUCACCUCACUCCAGGAGACCAUCAAUCAACUUGACAACGAGUUGAAAACAACCAAGUGGGAGAUGGCGAGCCAGCUGAGGGACUAUCAGGAACUCCUGAAUGUGAAGAUGGCUUUGGAUAUCGAGAUCGCUGCAUACAGGAAGCUGCUGGAGGGAGAGGAGAACCGCUUUGUGUCCGGUGGCAGCCCGUACACCUACCUGGAGAGCAGGAUCUCAGCCCACAUCAAAGUAAAAAGUGAGGAGAUCUCAGACACUGUGAUCGUGGAGGAACAGACGGAUGAGACACAGGUGACAGAGGUGACAGAAGAGGCAGAUGAUGAAGAGGAGGAGGAGGCAGAGGAGGAAAAGAAAGAAGAAGAUGAGGAAGCGGAAAAGGAAGAUGAGGAAACCAAAGAGGAUGAAGGUGAAGAAGCAGAGAAGGAGGAAGAAGGAAAGGAAGAGGAGCAGGAAGAGGAGGAGGAAGAAGAAAAGGAAGAGGAGAAAGAAGAGAAAGAGGAAGGAGGUGGAGAAGAGAAAACUAAAUCUCCUGCUGAGAAAUCACCAGAAUCUAAAUCUCCUCCAAAAUCUCCAGAAUCCAAAUCACCAGCAGCCAAAUCCCCCCAGCCCAAAUCCCCCGCCAAGUCUCCUGCAGGAGACGAGUCAAAAUCCCCUCCUAGUAAAUCCCCCGAAUCCAAAUCUCCGGCUCCCAAGACUCCCGAACCAAAAUCUCCAGAAAAGGAGAGUGCUAAGCCCGCUGCUGCCAAAGACACCCCAAAGGAGGAGAAGAAAGAGGAGAAGUCUCAGCCAGCCAAAGAGGAGCAGAAGGAGAAAGAGCCACCUGUGAAGGAGGAGAAGAAGCAGGAACCCAAGGAAAAAGAGCCAGAGAAGGUGGACAAACCUGAUGCAAAGAAGGACGAGAAGGCAAAGGAAGAAACAUCGAAACCUGAGACUCCCAGCAAGCCCGCUGAGGACAAACCUGCUCCAAAGCCCGAGCCCAAAGAGAGCAGUCCUCCUGCUAAAGAGGAGAAGCCCACUGCUCCCAAACCGGAGAAACCAGAGCCUGAGGCAAAGUCUGAGAAAACCGAAAGCAAGAAGGAGAAGAAGCUUGAAGAAAAACCAGAGAAAACUGAAACCAAGAAAGAGGGAAAAAAACCUGAAGAAAAGCCCGCAGCCAAGGUAGAACCAGAGAAAACCGAGAGCAAAAAGGAGGAGAAGUCAGACGAGAAGAGUAAAGAGGAGAGCAAAGAAGGAGCGAAGGCAGAAAAAGCUGAAAAGUCCUCUAGCACUGAGUCAAAGGAAACCAAGGAGGAGAAGGCCAAGAAGUGAGACCUAUCGCUGCAUUUUUACCUGUGGAGGAGAAGGAGAUGCCAAAGAACAGAGUAGGAAGGAAGGAGGAGAAGGGUGCAGAGCAGGAGGAAGGAACUGGGCGCACCCAGCUGUUCAGGCAGGUAACAGUAUGUAAGCAAUAUUGAUUUCUGUAGCAAACAACCCCACCGCUCCCCAAGUAUGGCCAUUACACCCCCCCUCACCCCUCGAAGCUUCUGACUGUAUGACUGUAGUGAAUGCAGAAUGCUCUAAACUCCUUAUGUGAAUGUGACAACCGCCCUUAAUGGACAUCAAGUGCAUUUAAACCGAAUCCUGACGGGGCCGGCAGGGCCCACACAAGCCUUCAUGGGCAGAGAUGUCAAAACUACGUCAAGCUAAAUGAUUGUGAGCAAUAUUGAAUAUAUAUAAAUAUGUUUAUUAAGGGAGGUAGAAAUCUCUAUAUUCUAUUUACAGAUGAAUAAUUUAAGGAAGACUUGAGUUUUGCUUGUUGUGCACCAAUAAUGCUGCUUCUCCAGACAGGCGAACGGUGGCGUCUCACUCUUCCAGUCUGCAAAUGCUAAGACAAUGAUGACUGUGCUAUGUAUAAACUGCUGAGAAUAUGCAAAAUGAAACAGUAAAUAAACAAUGGAAAAAGAAAAACAU
Messenger RNA from Poecilia reticulata (guppy), 2934 nucleotides. RefSeq names its product neurofilament heavy. NCBI's taxonomy places the organism in Eukaryota, Metazoa, Chordata, Actinopteri, Cyprinodontiformes, Poeciliidae. Gene Ontology annotation, cellular component: axon; neurofilament. Gene Ontology annotation, molecular function: structural constituent of postsynaptic intermediate filament cytoskeleton. Gene Ontology annotation, biological process: intermediate filament bundle assembly; axon development. The record is from RefSeq and is a predicted model, not a curated record.